Molecule: messenger RNA, 3066 nt
Organism: Lepisosteus oculatus (spotted gar)
Lineage: Eukaryota; Metazoa; Chordata; Actinopteri; Semionotiformes; Lepisosteidae
Gene: atg7
Product: ATG7 autophagy related 7 homolog (S. cerevisiae)
Biological process (GO): piecemeal microautophagy of the nucleus; autophagosome assembly; C-terminal protein lipidation
Cellular component (GO): cytoplasm; phagophore assembly site
Molecular function (GO): Atg12 activating enzyme activity; Atg8 activating enzyme activity
Source: RefSeq, a predicted model, not a curated record
UUUGUAAUGCAAUUAAAUGUAGACGAUAUCUACUGGAUUGUUAUUAUUUAGGUGUUGGAAAAGCUUUUUGUAGUAAAUAUGUGAAGUUUGUUAAUAAUUUCACAUUCCUAGUUCUGCAGACGCCUGUACUAUAAUAAAUCAGAAAGGAUUAUACAUUUGGACGCUGUAAUUUGUUGGAAAUUCGUAUCACUCCCACAACACUGGCGUAACUAAUACAUUACGUGCAUUCUUUGCGUACGUCUGACGUCACUCUAAGAGCGUCCGGUCACAAGUGUCGAAGGCGGAAGUAGCUUUGAACAUAAGAAAGCCUGCAGAAAGCUUGAGGAGGCAAUUCGUCUCAUCUUGUUCAUUUGGUAUUUUAGUAUCUAAGACAAAAUUUUAUUCAGCUGCAUUUUGAAGGAGCCAAGUUUGGACAUCAACAUCAGCAGCAGACUGGGAGGCCUGUUCAGACACUCAAAACUCUAUGUAUAAAGAAGAGCUUCCUAUUCUCCAUCUUAAAAGCAAACCGAAUUUGUAGAGCGGAAUGGCUGCCCUGCCCACAGAGAGAGGCGGUACAGCUCAGGUUGAGCCACCCAAGCUGCAGUUUGCUCCCUUCAGCAGCGCCCUGGAAGCCGGCUUCUGGCACGAGCUCACGCAGAAGAAACUCAAUGACUACCGGCUGGAUGAAAGUCCAAAAAGCAUCAAAGGGUACUAUUAUAAUGGUGAUCCUGUUGGGCUCCCUACUCGAUUAACCUUGGAAUUCAGUGCCUUUGAUGUAGAUGGCCCCACUCCAACCCGCUGUUGCCCUGCAGUUGGUACUCUCUACAACACAAACACUCUGGAAUCCUUUAAGUCUUGUGAUAAGAAAACGCUACUGGAAAAAGAAGCCAAGCAGAUAUGGGAUGCAAUACAGUCUGGAGAGGUUUUAGAAAAUCCCUCAAUUCUAAGCAAAUUUCUUUUGUUGACUUUUGCGGAUCUAAAGAAGUAUCAUUUCUAUUACUGGUUCUGCUUCCCUGUCUUGUGCUUCUCAGAAGGUAUUCAAAUAAUUCAGCAGCCUGUUACUCUUGAAGAAAAGUUCUCUGUUAAGCAGACUCAAGCAUUGCAGGAGGCUUAUGAUAGUCUUUGCCAUGAGAACGGGGCUACGGCUCUUCCGUAUUUUCUUGUGAAGUAUACAGAGGACUGUGUUUCAGUAUCUGUGCUCGGAAAAUGGGAUGACUUCUUCAAGGAGCAAAAGAAGGUUACAGUUGGUGUCUAUGAUCCUUGCACUCUGCCUCAGCAUCCUGGAUGGCCACUGAGGAAUCUUCUUUUCCUUAUCGCCUGCAAAUGGGGUGGUCUUUUGGAUUCAGUGGAGGUACUAUGCUUCAGAGACAGAACCCUGCUGGGCACAAGGUCGAUUAAACACAGCAUCAUCUUCGAAGUGGAACUCCCAAGGGUUUCAGCGAGCGCGGGAUGCCCAAAAAGUGUGGGUUGGGAGAAGAAUCAGAAGGGAGCCAUGGGCCCAAGAAUGGUGAAUCUUAGUGAAUGCAUGGACCCUAAAAGGCUGGCCGAGUCCUCGGUCGAUCUGAACCUGAAGCUGAUGCGCUGGAGGCUGGUCCCAUCGCUGGACUUGGAGAAAAUCAUUUCGACCAAAUGUCUGCUGCUCGGAGCUGGGACCUUGGGCUGUAAUGUUGCAAGAACUUUAAUGGGCUGGGGAGUGAGACAUAUCACGUUUCUGGACAAUGCGAAGAUCUCGUACUCCAAUCCAGUGCGGCAGCCUCUGUACGAGUUUGAAGACUGCCUUAAUGGGGGGAAGCCCAAGGCUCUGGCAGCAGUAGAAAGGCUUGAGAAAAUUUUCCCUGGAGUGGCUGCCAAGGGGUAUAACAUGAGCAUACCCAUGCCGGGACACCCCGUGAAUUUCUCGCAGGCGACAAUGGAUCAGGCUCGCACCGACGUGGAACAGCUGGAGCAGCUCAUCGCUUCACACGACGUUGUUUUCCUGCUAAUGGACACGCGGGAGAGCCGCUGGCUGCCCACUGUUAUUGCUGCCAGUCAGAGGAAGCUGGUUGUUAAUGCUGCUCUUGGGUUUGACACCUUUGUUGUAAUAAGACACGGCCUGAAGAAACCCCGGCAGGCCGAAUCCGCUGAGGCAGAGCCCAUGUCCUCCUCCUCCACCUACUCGGCUGUCCCAGGAACCUCGCUCUUUUCCAACAUCCCUGGGCACAGGCUUGGCUGUUACUUCUGCAAUGACGUCGUCGCGCCCGGGGAUUCCACAAGGGACCGCACUUUGGACCAGCAGUGUACCGUCAGUCGCCCUGGGCUUGCCACGAUAGCUGGUGCUCUUGCUGUAGAAUUAAUGAUUUCCAUUUUACAGCACCCAGAGGGAGGUUAUGCAGUAGCCAGCAGCAGUGAUGACAGAAUGAAUGAACCUCCAACCUCACUUGGUCUUGUCCCACAUCAGAUUCGAGGAUUUCUAUCAAGAUUUGACAAUGUCCUUCCUGCUAGCUUGGCGUUUGAUAAAUGCACCGCCUGUUCACCAGUAGUGCUUGAUCAUUAUGAGCGGGAUGGAUUCCAGUUCUUGUCUGAAGUCUUUAACUCUUCACACUCCUUCCUGGAGGACCUCACUGGGCUGACAUUGCUGCACAAGGAGACGCAGGCAGCUGAGAUCUGGGAUAUGAGUGAUGAUGAGAGCAUUUGAAAACAGCGAUGAAGCAGAGGAGUGGGAAGACAACUGAGAAUCUUCACAGCUUGUUGGCUGGAAGCUUGUUGGCUGGAAUCUAAUGGGGACGUACUACUUGAAAGCAGAAAAUAAAAAAGGGGAAUCUUUACAUUUGCUUUUUCAGAUUAAAAUCUUGUUAAUUCUGGGUUCAACUCAUAGCAUCUUGAGGCAGAGGACUUUGUGUAACUGGUAAUGUACGUUCAUCUCGGUCUUACACGUGUUUUCAAUGAAUAAGAAUAACAUUUUAUAUUUUACUUUCAUAUCUGAACAUACAUUUCCAUACUCAAAUGGAUUUAAUCAGUGAUAAUGCAGUAUGCUGUACAUCCAGGAAAAAGAUUCCUGUGACCCAAUAUCCAAAAAGUUGACUCUAUUAAAAGAAGUUUAAAAAGGUA